AUGGCCACUGAAGCGGGCUUCCCAUGGCAAGCGCCAUCAAGAGAUCCCGAGAAGACCGCGUUGCCAGUGCCGGAUCGCAACACCGUCCCUCAACCAACCACGCAAGAAGGAGAACCAGCAUCCCCCACCAAGACUGCGGCAUCGCAACAACAGUCCCAGUCUCGGAAGAAUAUCAACUCGCAAGGGAAGCAUCGACAUGCUGUAACCAAAGGCCCUCCACGAGCAGGUCUGUCAACUGCGCUCAACACGCAGUUGGAACCGGCCAGGGCAAAACCAACAUCGCCGCUCCCAGUUCGAACCAUUCCCCCUUGGAUAAGAGAUGCGGAUGAAGAUGAUCUGUGCGAUCCUCAAUUCCAGGGCCCCGACACCCCACACGCGGCGUUGGUUGCUCAACACCAUUACAGCUCGUCCACAGCAAGGCGGCCCAUUAUAUCAAGCAGGCAAUCUCACGAGGAGGGCUACGCUACACCGUCAGGCAAGGCCACGGCCCCGCGAACUUCGAGAUGGAUGUCCUUUGCCCAACCCAGCGCAUACCCACCAGAGAAUUUCAACAGUGAAAAGGUGGACACGGAUUGGCUCAACCAGAAUUUUACCGACUACUCCAAAACAUGGCUUGCGGACCACGACGAUGACGACGUCGAGGAUGGCAGUUCCCGCUAUCGUGCCUUUCGCCGGAAAAGACAGGUGUGGUAUAAACGCGCCCAGUUCUACAUCCUGCGAAAUCCAUUUAUUCCUCUUGCAUUCCGGUUGACAGUGUUGUCCUUUGCCCUCGUGGCUCUGGGCCUGGGGGCUUCGAUAUACCAUGAAACCGGCAAGAUCACAAAGUGCAUCAAACAGCCACCAGACCGGCGCACUCCCGAAUGUGCAGAGCGCGUCGGCGCUUCAGCCACCGACUAUUAUCGCGAUCCUUCAGGCUUGAUGGCGGUGAUAGUAGAUGCUAUUGCGAUCAUCUACACCAUAUACAUCACCUACGACGAAUACUUUUCGAAGCCUCUCGGAUUACGACGUGCAAGAGCAAAAGUCCGGCUGAUGCUGCUCGAUCUGUUCUUCAUUGUGUUUCAGUCGGCAAAUUUGAGUUUAAGUUUUGAAUCCCUGACUGUGGAUGAAGGCGCCUGCAAAACUGGCGAUUUUGUGAGGACGACCGGCAGAUUUGGGAGCAUCUGCAACAGAGCAGAGGCCCUCAGCGGUGUGUUGUUGGUGUCACUUACUGCAUGGUUAAUGACAUUUUCCAUUAGCGUCUUGAGGUAA
This is a messenger RNA of Fonsecaea nubica, 1248 nucleotides long. RefSeq lists its product as hypothetical. The record is from RefSeq and is a predicted model, not a curated record. The transcript has 2 exons. Gene Ontology annotation, biological process: positive regulation of catalytic activity. Bases 1 to 1248 code for a protein of 415 amino acids. Gene Ontology annotation, cellular component: cell periphery; fungal-type vacuole. Lineage: Eukaryota; Fungi; Ascomycota; Eurotiomycetes; Chaetothyriales; Herpotrichiellaceae.